Molecule: messenger RNA, 4973 nt
Organism: Suricata suricatta (meerkat)
Lineage: Eukaryota; Metazoa; Chordata; Mammalia; Carnivora; Herpestidae
Gene: MED18
Product: mediator complex subunit 18
Exons: 13
Coding region: 671-2818 (715 amino acids)
Biological process (GO): neural crest cell migration; actin cytoskeleton organization; regulation of transcription by RNA polymerase II
Cellular component (GO): mediator complex; core mediator complex
Molecular function (GO): actin binding; transcription coregulator activity
Source: RefSeq, a predicted model, not a curated record
GCAAAAAUUUCAGAACUGUUUCUUUUUAGAGAAAGUAUAUUCAGUCCUAAACCACGUAUGCAGAUCUCAUCCUGCUCAGGAUCUGCCGCGUACAGGUAGGAAAUACAACAGCUUUAGAGCAAGCCGUGAAAUGUGAGAACAGUCAGUACUUUCCGGGCAAACCUGUCUUGAAGACAUACCUUUGAGUCGACCUCUGCUCCCGUCAGUCUGCUAUGCACAGCCGUGAUGUUCCGUGUGUGUGAUGACAUCUACAAGUUCUGUGGUAGACUCUCCCAUUCUUCUGUAGCUGUGAAUCUGAUGGGUUAUCACCCAGCUCAGCGUCAGGAGAAGUGGGUGUGGCCGUUCGGGCCAGGGCCGCGGCAGCUAGAAUGUGGUUGGCAGUCUCCUCCCCUUCCUGCACUUGAGCUCUUCACAGUGUGCGCUCUGGAAUGACAGGCAUUCCUGUGUGAAGAGAGCCAGUGUGAAGACAUAUUUGUAAGAACCACAAGUGCCCAGGCCGGGAUACAGGGAACAGAAACCCCAGCAAAUGAACUGACCUCAUGCUCUUUCCUGACGUUUGGCGGUGACACUGAGAGAGGAAUGCAUGUCUCUUCUUUACGUGGAUUUAUCUCUUAAGUUUUCUUCAGUCCGGGACAGUUUGUUGUCGUGAGACGCAUCAGACAAUUUAAUCAUGGGGCAAGCUGACGUCUCCAGACCGGUAAAUCCAGAUGCAGUCGAAGAAGCAGGCCAGCCCACCACAGACCCAGGCAUGGUCAUGGACAGUGUGGAAGCAGGAGACACAACGCCUCCCACCAAAAGGAAGAGCAAGUUCUCAGGCUUUGGCAAAAUCUUCAAGCCCUGGAAGUGGCGGAAAAAAAAAAGUAGUGAUAAAUUCAAAGAGACGUCAGAAGUUUUAGAGCGGAAAAUAUCGAUGCGAAAACCAAGAGAAGAGCUGGUUAAAAGAGGGGUUCUGUUGGAAGACUCUGAGCAGGGUGGUGAGGAUCCAGGGAAAUUGAACCAUGCCAUGUUAAAGAAUGGCCAUACCACCCCCAUAGGGAGUCCCACAUCUUCUAGUCCAGUCCAAGCAGAGGAAGAGUCAGGAAGAAUAGCAAGUCUUAGGAAACCGGUUCCAGAAGAGGAACCAAAGAAGCGACUAGGCUCAGCUGGAAGCCAGCCUAAUUCUGAAGCAGAGUCCGUUGCUGAGAAUGCACCCAAACAGCCUUUACUUCCGCCUAAAAGACCCUUGUCCUCUUCUCAUGAAGCAAACGAAGGGCAAGCGAAGGACGCCACUUCCUGUGGCGGCGCGGCCAGAUCCAUCUCCUCCACCGCCUCCACCUCAGCACCUGCCGCCACCACUGCCGCCACCAAGCCAGCAAAAACUGUUGGCUCCUCUGUCCCCCCCGCCCCAGCACCCAGGACUCUGCCUGCCGCCCCCACCAGCACUGACACUACGGCUACCCCGAGCCCCACCCAUACGGUCUCUGCCCGGCAGCCUCCUGUCCCUCCCCCUAAACCAGCUCACAGAAAUAGCAACCCCGUCAUCGCUGAACUGUCCCAAGCAAUAAACAGCGGUACAUUGUUAUCCAAACCGUCCCCACCUUUACCACCGAAGAGAGGCAUUCCUUCCACCUUGGCACCCACCUCGGAGUCUGCCGCCACUGCCGCCACCACAAAAGCACCAUCUGAUCAGAGAGAGAAGAGCACAUGCCCUGUGGGCUCGGAACCGCUGCUGCUGAUCCCACCUCCCUCUCCAUCUCCCCCACUGCCUACUCAUAUACCCCCCGAGCCCCCACGGUCCCCUCCAGUUCCUGCCAGGACUUUUCAAGUUGUGCCAGAAACUGAGUUUCCGUCUUCCUUGGACCUGUCCCAGGAGGUUUCCCAGCAGGAAGAUCAGAAAAAGGAAGUGCCCAAGAGGGUGUUGAACCACGGCUUUGGAGAGCCCCAGGUGCCGUGCAGGCUGCCGCCACUCCCGCUGCAUAUCCGAAUCCAGCAGGCCCUAACCAGCCCACUUCCCGUGACUCCUCCCCUGGAGGGCUCGCACAGAGCCCAUUCCUUACUCUUUGAGUACAGCGACAGCUUUUCUGAGGACAGCAGCACCCUGGGUCGGACCAGGUCACUUCCCAUCACUAUUGAAAUGCUGAAAGUUCCAGACGAUGAAGAGGAGGAGGAGCAGACCCCGCCGUCCGCGUUCACCGAAGAUGUGGCAUCUACCUCAGUCGUUCCUACACUACCGCAGUGUCUGCAGGAGGAGGAGGAGGAGGAGAAGGAGAGUGACUCGGAUUCAGAAGGUCCCAUUCAGUACCGAGACGAAGAGGAUGAAGACGAGAGCCAUUACAGUGCUCUGGCCAACAAAGUGAAGAGGAAGGACACACUGGCAAUGAAGCUGAACCACAGACCCAGUGAACCAGAGUUGAACAUGAAUUCCUGGCCUCGGAAAAGCAAAGAGGAGUGGAAUGAAAUACGGCACCAGAUUGGGAACACACUUAUCCGACGACUGAGUCAAAGACCGACACCAGAAGAACUAGAACAGCGGAAUAUACUACAACCUAAAAAUGAAGCUGAUCGGCAGGCAGAAAAACGAGAGAUUAAACGUCGUCUUACUAGAAAGCUCAGUCAGAGGCCAACUGUGGCCGAACUACUUGCCAGGAAGAUCCUGAGGUUUAACGAGUAUGUGGAAGUAACAGAUGCUCAAGAUUAUGACCGGCGAGCUGACAAACCUUGGACCAAACUGACCCCUGCCGACAAGGCCGCCAUAAGGAAAGAAUUAAAUGAAUUUAAAAGCUCAGAGAUGGAGGUUCAUGAAGAAAGCAAACAUUUUACACGGUACCAUCGUCCAUGAUGCUGAAGUCUGAGAGAGCAGCUAGACCCCUCCCCAGAACAGGGCUGCUUGGCUGCCUCGGUCUCCAGAGCGAUGCGGAAGGAACUUCCGCACGCCACGGCCAGGAUUGAGUCCUCGGGGAUGCAGUUCUGGGGCGAACAGCACUUCUAUGAAUGUAGCAUUUCACUGGAAUGGUGGUCAUGUGCUGCUUAGACAGAACUGAACACUUCAUCGUGCUUUUGAACCUUUUAAUACUGCAUCAUACUUGAGGGGUCUUCCUCAGCACCCACCCACACUCUGGGCCACUCGCCGGUUCCAAGUGUCACUCGCCACCCACACCCUCGCCCCAAGAAGGCCGCCUGUGCCGGGGCACAGUCCGCACCAUUCGCCUUACCUGCUCUGUCCUGCUCGGGAGCGGCCCUUGUGUGGCCCCAGCCAUCAAAUCCAACUGGUGGUGGGAAACACCUUCUGGAGGCCCCCAGCCCUCGGGCAGAGGGGCCCCCACCCCAGGGACGCCCCACACCACACUGGCACGUCAGUUGAAAGCAGUGCACUGUACCUCUCGUAACACAGCAAUAAAGUCCUCUUCAGGCAGCGCAGCCUGCGGGGAGCUCGGGGUCUGACAUGUUCCUUUCAGGCACAAGUCAUCCUGAUUUUUAUUUUUUUAAUUAAAAAAAAAAAAAAAAGAUCUUGAAGAAGUGCCGGAAACUUUUGUUUUUCCUGCCUAUUGAACAGUCUGAGCUGCAAUUAGAUUCCGAGUUAAGAAAAUGAGAAAGCAUAUAUAUUUUCUGUAUACAAAGACAAAAACCAAAAAAGGCCUUUAUGUGGAUGCCAGCUUGGCACAAAACUAACUCAUGGCUUAAAUUUUAUAAGCUGUUGUACUUUUGUCACACCAAAUGAUACUCUGAAUCACUCUGACCAAUAGACAACGCGUUCUCCGGCAACUCUAUGGGUGCCGGCCGGCUGCUGCCUCCCGCCAGAGUCCCUGCAGGGUCCCGGGGAAGCGGGGUGCGGGGACCGGGAGAGGACUUUGGAGGCAGGACUGCUCUCCCUCCUGCCCAGUGCUGUCCGCCCUUCCCAGCCGCACUCCCCCUCUUCCCUCCAGACACCUGUCCUCCCGCGGACUCUCUCUGGCACCUUCCACCUCCCUUCUCUGCCAAGCGGUAGCCAAUGUCCUUGGUGCCUGGGCCUUGGCUCAGCCCCACCCCUUUUCGUAUUUGUCAUUUAUGUUAACAUGAUUUCCUAAAACAAAAUUCAUUUCUUUUUUAUUUUGAAAACCAUACUGCCUCACCAGUUCCCUCUAAUUCCUACCCAUGCAAAGUGGAAGAAAAAAAAAUAGUUCCUAUUUACCUGAUGAAUGUGGCCUUUUUCCUCUUGAAUGUUCAGAAAAUUGUGGCCGUUCCACCGAUUUCUUUUGUAGUCCCUGUUCUGUUUUCAUCAUUCACUAGAUUCUUACUCGUUUCCCCCUCAUAUGUCCAUAUAAGAUUUGCUGAAAAAUCAGAAUUCAUAAAGUGAAAACAAAAGACUGAGGUGACCUUAAAAAGGUAGUGUCUUCUCUCUGUACAGGAAAUGGGGAGGUAUUCCGGUCCCUCGGUGACUGUCAGAUGCCUUGCGGCUGUGGAGCUGGAGUGGGGCCACAGCUCCUGGAAGCUCAUUACAUUUGGGGUGACUGCAGGGAGAUGGGUGACAGUUGUACACAGCGGUGAGAGGUCUGUGUAUAAGGUGGCCACGCACACGCCUUCUUCUAACCUCUCUGUUGGUUUGGAGACUUCUGGCUUAUGCUGGCAUUGCUGUGGCUUGCGAUGACAUUUUCAAGCCCUUCUCCUGCUGCCUCACUGUCCCUCAGUGUGCCAAAUGUGAAACAGGAUUUGAUUUCCUGAGCUACUUGUCUGCUUUCUAUGUGCCACCAAGGAUUCUGGUUCAUCUUUCAUCUCAUUCAUGUUCUUUUGAAACAAGAUACUUUGGGGGUCAAGUCCUUUUUGUGUUCCCUUUUUAUGUAAGUAACAAUUCUUAAUCACAAUGUAAAGAAGAAAUAAAAGUCUGAUGUAUUGUACUUUAAGAUGCUUCCCUGAUGUACAGAAUCUCCUUGUAAAGUAAAUAAUUGUGUUGUAUAUCAGUAUUCCUAUCAAUAUUAAUUAUAAAGUAUUUUAGAAUUAAAAAAAGACAAACUAUACUA